Messenger RNA from Penicilliopsis zonata CBS 506.65, 3579 nucleotides. RefSeq lists its product as hypothetical. The record is from RefSeq and is a predicted model, not a curated record. Gene Ontology annotation, cellular component: nucleus; cytosol. Gene Ontology annotation, molecular function: protein binding; cysteine-type deubiquitinase activity; cysteine-type endopeptidase activity. The transcript has 10 exons. NCBI's taxonomy places the organism in Eukaryota, Fungi, Ascomycota, Eurotiomycetes, Eurotiales, Aspergillaceae. The coding region runs from base 57 to 3419 and encodes 1120 amino acids. Gene Ontology annotation, biological process: protein deubiquitination; regulation of protein stability.
CCCGGUCCUUGAAAGCGAGCGCCUUCGGCUCCGGCUGCGCGGAGGUACCUUUCUACAUGGACAACCUCGCGGAUAAUGAAAUGCUCGUCGACGAAUACGAGCAGUAUCACAAUGACAGAGCCGACGUCGUCGUUGUCUCCCGCCCCGGCUCGGAAGACCAAGGGUCGGAAGUGCUUGCAAAUGACUACCCGGCGAUGAUGGCCCGAAUCUUGCCCAAGGAUCCCGAUCUUGAAACAGAAGCGGAGGCAUAUCAUACCUGGCACAUCCAAGACUGGCGCAAGUUGAAGCGAAAGGAGCAUGGCCCUACGUUUCAGUGUGGAAAUUUCCCCUGGCGAGUUCUGUUUUUCCCGUAUGGGAACCAUGUCGAACAUGCAUCGUUUUACCUCGAACAGGCCUGGGAGAAAGAACCGCCGACAGAUUGGUAUGCGUGCGUUCAGUUUGCUCUAGUCUUAUGGAACGUCAAUGAUCCGUCAAUUUACGUCUCUCAUGUUGCUACCCAUAGAUUCAACGCAGACGAAGGCGACUGGGGUUUUACUAGAUUCUGCGACUUGCGGAAACUCUUCGCCAUUCCAUGGGAAGGCAAAUCAAUCCCUCUGGUAGAGAAUGAUGAAGCAAAAAUCACAGCAUAUGUCCGUGUUGUCAAAGAUCCGACUGGAGUCCUUUGGCAUUCCUUUCAAAACUAUGACUCGAAGAAAGAGACGGGAAUGGUUGGGUUAAGGAAUCAGGGUGCCACCUGCUACCUGAAUUCGCUUUUGCAGUCAUUAUAUUUCACCAACGCCUUCCGACGGGCCGUCUACCAAAUUCCCACAGAGGCCGAGGCAUCGAGAGAUAACAGUGCUUGGACUCUCCAGCGACUCUUCUACUCGUUGCAAACAAACGAAAACCCUGUCUCGACUACUGAGCUUACAGCCUCCUUUGGUUGGGAGUCACGACAAAUCUUCGAGCAGCAAGAUGUCCAGGAACUGUCUCGAAAAUUGAUGGAGAGGCUGGAGGAGAAAAUGAAGGGAACCCCCGCGGAGAAGGCACUGCCUGAACUCUUUGUGGGCAAAACCAAAACCUAUAUUUCUUGCAUAAACGUUGACUACGAAUCGUCUCGGAUCGAAGAAUUCUGGGAUAUCCAGCUGAACGUGCGAGGAAACAAGACGCUUGAUGACAGCUUCAAGGACUAUAUACAGGUGGAGACUUUAGAGGGCGAAAAUAAGUAUGACGCUGGUCAGCCAUUCGGUCUUCAGGAUGCCAAAAAGGGCGAGAUCUUCGAGAGCUUCCCACCAGUCUUGCACCUACACCUGAAACGCUUCGAGUAUGACAUUAACCGCGACGCGAUGAUGAAAUUGAACGACCGUCACGUCUUCCCUCUGGAGUUCGACGCCUCGCCAUAUCUAUCCAAGGAUGCAGACAAAUCAGAGUCUUGGGUUUAUGAGUUGCACGGCGUUCUUGUCCAUAGCGGCGAUUUCAACGCUGGUCACUAUUACGCAUUCUUGAAGCCGACCAAGGAUGGCUUCUGGUAUCGGUUCGACGAUGACAAGGUGAUCCGGGCUACAGAGAAGGAGGUCCUCGAAGAGAACUAUGGCGGAGAGUACGAGCUAGCAAACGGUGCUACUGGCGUCCGACAACCAUAUACCCGUGCGUUGUCAACGAAGCGCUCGAUGAAUGCCUAUAUGCUGGUGUACAUCCGGAAGACAAGAUUGGACGACGUCCUGGUUCCUAUCACCAAAGAUGACGUUCCCUCUCACAUCGAGAAAAAAUUGGCCGAAGAUCGGGCAGAGCUGGCCCGACGUAAAAAGGAGCGGGAAGAGGCUCACCUCUACAUGAAUGUUGGCGUUCUGUGCGAGAAGACUUUCCGAGAGCACCACGGUUUCGAUCUUACCAGUACCGACCUGCCUUCCGGCGAUCCCGCACUUCCAAAGUCAUACCGGGUUCUCAAGUCCAAGAAGGUCAGCGAGUUUGCAGAGGAAGUCGCACAAGAAAUGAAUCUCAAUGUAGAGCAUAUUCGUUUCUGGGUCAUGGUGAACCGUCAGAACAAGACGACCCGUCCAGACCAAGCGAUCAGGGAUCCUGACAUGACUGUUGAGGAAGCCUACAACCGAUUUGGCACCAAGGGAAACGCAUUUCGAAUGUGGCUGGAGGUUGGCGAACCCGCAGCGGAUGGCACAGUGUCCUGGCCCGAUAGCAACACAUCGGUGCUUAUCUUCUUAAAGAAUUUCGACGUCCACACGCAAACCUUGUCCGGGGUCUCAGCAGUGUAUGUGCGCAAGAAUCAGAAGGUCUCCGAGCUUGCGCCAGUCAUUCUAGAGAAGAUGAAUUGGCCGGCUGGUACGGAAUUCAUGCUAUUCGAAGAGAUCAAGCAUACGAUGAUCGAUGUGAUGAAGCCGAAGCAGACGUUCCAACAAUCCGAAAUUCAAGAUGGCGACAUCAUCACCUUUCAGCAGACGGUCAAGGAGUCGGACAUGCCGCCGACCGCCAUCUACGCAGAUGCUAGAAACUACUAUGACUAUCUUCUCAACCGUAUGAAUGUGAACUUUGCGCCGAUCAAGAUCGGCGAGGGAGAGGAAUUUUCUUUGACUUUGAGCCGCAAGAUGACCUAUGAGCAAUUCUCCAAGAAGGUUGGCGAGCACCUCAAGGUUGAUGCGACACAUCUGCGCUUCGCACCCGUCAUGGCUAGCACAGGGAAACCGAAACCGUUCCUGAAGCGCAGUAUCAAUCAAACAUUGUUCCAGAUUCUUACCGGCACCUAUGGCACCUACGGAUACAGCAUGCACCGGCCAGAUGCGUUAUACUACGAAAUCCUAGAUACCAGUCUCAGCGACUACGAGACGAAGAAGUGCCUGAAGGUGACCUGGUUGACCGAAGGGAUCUCGAAAGAGCAAAUGUUUGAGGUUCUGGUACCGCGGAACGGCACUAUUUCUGAUCUCAACGCCGCUCUACAGAAGAAGGCCAAUCUCGACGACGAGACGGUCCGGUAUCUGCGUGUUUACGAAGUUCACAGUGGCAAGAUCUAUAAAGAGCUUACGGAUGACUUCAACGUGGCCGGGAUCAAUGAAUUUGUGACCCUAUACGCGGAGCGAGUGCCUGAAGAAGAAGUCAAUCUGGAAGAAGGUGACCGAGUUAUCAGUGCCUUCAACUUCGACAAGGAGCCCGCCAAGCCUCACGGAGUCCCAUUCAAAUUCGUUAUCAAGCCUGGUGAAAUUUUCAAGGAGACCAAGGAGAGGCUUUCCAAACGCACCGGCAUUAAAGGGAAGCAAUUCGAAAAGAUCAAAUUUGCCCUUGUCCCUCGGACCAUGUAUUCUAACCCACGAUAUCUUGAAGAUGAUGAUAUCCUAUCAGAUAUAGUCAGCGAUGCCGACGACCUUCUCGGCCUCGACCAUGUAAAUAAGAACCGGAGCUUUUGGAACCGAAGCGAGUCUUUCUUCAUUCGAUAGAUGAGAUGGAGUCCUGCCGGUCUGAAAAUUACCUUACCAUUUACUUUGAAGCUAUUACUCUUGGAGUGGAGAUUUGAUUAAUGGAAGAGACAAUAAGGACUUUGAAGAUUAUACCACAAUAUCUAAGAAAUGAAUCAUGAAACUUGAUUAAACUACAAGG